This is a messenger RNA of Triplophysa rosa, 2293 nucleotides long. It is a transcript of the gene trim109, whose product is annotated as tripartite motif containing 109. The record is from RefSeq and is a predicted model, not a curated record. The transcript has 6 exons. The coding region runs from base 225 to 1724 and encodes 499 amino acids. NCBI's taxonomy places the organism in Eukaryota, Metazoa, Chordata, Actinopteri, Cypriniformes, Nemacheilidae. Gene Ontology annotation, molecular function: zinc ion binding.
UGUUAGUUAAGUUUGGGCAGGGGAUGAGUUCCAAAACACCCCCGUCACAGCACACAUGUGGUAGACAUGUGUUGUCAUUUGUCUGAAAGGCAGAAGCACAGCUGUUGGGACAACACCUCAUAUCUAAACCCUCUGUGACAGGGGACAGAAGUGACAUUCUUUCAGUGUGGAUACAACCAACUUCUUUUAUACUACGAUAUAGCCGUAUAGGCUUUACGAGAGCAAUGGAUACCCGUCUGUGCAAACAGAUUCAGUGCUCGGUGUGUUUGGGGGAUUUCACAGAUCCAGUGAGCUUGCUGUGUGACCACACGUUCUGCAGACAGUGUAUCAGCAAUCAUUCCCACAGCACCCGGCUGAGAUUGUGUCCGGAAUGUCGCAGACCCUACACCAUGUGGGAUCUCCGAUCCAACCGGGUCCUACGGAAUAUGGUGGACGCGGUGCGGGAACAUCUGACCGAACAACAAGCCCUGAGGGACAGCAACAUUGCUGCUUCUGGAGCGCACUGUGGGGCCGUGAGAGUGUUUGAGGAACCUGAGAAGCUGGUGUGCUCCGAUCAUAAAGAGAGACUCAGGCUGUUCUGUGAGACUGAUCAGAAAUUGGUGUGUCUGAUCUGUAGGGAUUGUGAGAAACAUCAGGGACACAAGUUCAAACCUGUGGAGGAGGCAGCGGAGCCCAGGAAGAAAUUGUUGUUAGAACCUCUAAGUUUCGUGUCAAAGGAGAAUGAAGACCUGGAGGCUCUUAUCAAGAAACAGACUAAUGAGAUCUCUAAAACUGAGGAGAGAUCCAGACAGCUCUCUGCCCAGAUCUCUGCUCAGUUUGAGGAGAUGCGCCAGUUCUUGAAGAAAAAAGAGGAGGAAGUGAAGAAACUGCUGGAGAAAGAAGAGAAGGAUUUGGUGGAAAAGAUGAAGAAAAACAGAACAGAAAUUGAGGAGACACUGAACGAUGGAAGAGAGAAGGAAGGAAUUUUACACUCGGUUUUAGAGACGGAUCAGCCGGACGGAUUUCUGCAGUGGUGGACUGAGAAAGGGUUGGAGUUUGUUGAAGAGAUGAAAGACAACGAAAACGGCAGUGAAAAUGAUGAAAUUGUUUCUCAAAUAACACAGUUCAAAUCAGCAGUGAAAGAUCUGAAAGUGACACCAAAUUCUCUGUUUCUUGGCCUUCGUGAAACUCACUUGCAGUUUAUUGUGUGGAGAGAGAUGCUGGGGACUAUCAAACCGGUCCCUGAUCAUAAUGUCAUACAUGACUGUCAUGACCCAUACCUACGUGUCUCCACCGAUGGACGCUGCAUCAGCCGCACAUCUAAAAAGGGGAUUUUCUUGAGCCACAAAGACUAUAGACCAGUGGCCCGGACCCACAAGACCUUCCAAUCAGGACAACAUUACUGGGAGGUGGACGUAGGAGGAAAGAUAGACUGGAGCGUGGGCUUCGAUGGCGGCUGUAUAAGUAACUUAAACAAGGACAUUGGACUUCACCUUAAGCAUGACCAAGGAUACAGCAUCAAAGAGUAUGACACAGUGAAAGAGAUAGAUCUCCCAGUGAAACCACGAAGGAUAGGUCUGUACCUGGACUGUGACAGGUGUCAGGUGUGCUUCUAUAAUGCGGAUGAUAUGACUUUACUGCACACCUCCACAUACGCUUUUGCCAUACCGUACUCACUCAGUCUCUCUCCAGGAGCUUAUCUUGCUGGGAAGAAUGCUGAUCCAUUAACUGUUAGCUGGAACUGAUCCAUAUGGUAAACAAUUAGAGAGGUGAUUACAAUGUAGUUAGCAGAGAUUAGAGAGAGUGAACCAGAUAUAGUAAUUAAAUAUUGAUCUACUGCCGAUCAAAGAAAAAGAAAAUUCUGUCAUCAUUUACUCACCCUCUUGUCAUUUAAAACCUGAAUGACGUUCUUUCUAGAACACAAAAGAAAUUUUGAAGAAUGUUGGUAACCAAACAACGGCGGUAUCCUUUGACUUGCAUUGGUUUUGUGUCCAUACAAUAGAAGUGAAUGGGUACCUCCAUUGUUUGGUUACCAACAUUCUUCAAAAUAUCUUCUUUAUGCUUCUGUAGAGAGAGGUUGAGAAAAGGCUGUUGUAUUCCCCCACGCAGUGUGUUUAACUUAUUUCUCAGACCAUUUGUGUUUUCAUACCUGUUAGUUUGAGCUUGAGUUUAGUAAUAUUGUCCACACUGAGGAUGGACACAAUUACUUAUGAAAUAAAAAUAAUUAUUUUGGAAAAAGAUGUGAUAUUAAGGGUUGUAUCUGUGUUUCAGGCGGUGAAAACUUUUUAUUCAAAUCUUUGUCUGUUAUUUAUUA